Molecule: messenger RNA, 717 nt
Organism: Trematomus bernacchii (emerald rockcod)
Lineage: Eukaryota; Metazoa; Chordata; Actinopteri; Perciformes; Nototheniidae
Product: transcription factor Adf-1-like
Exons: 4
Coding region: 1-717 (238 amino acids)
Biological process (GO): regulation of transcription by RNA polymerase II
Cellular component (GO): nucleus; transcription regulator complex
Molecular function (GO): DNA binding
Source: RefSeq, a predicted model, not a curated record
AUGUCGUAUAUCUACCGGUACCGCAACAAAAAAGAGCUCGCAUGGAGGAAAAUAAGCGAGGAAGUUGGCAUAUCUGAGGAGGUAUGCCGAAGGAAGUGGAAAAGUUUGAGGGACACGUAUGUCAAAGAAAGGAAGAGGGAGAAGGAAGAUAACAGGAGUGGGUCAGCCGCAGGGACCAAUAAAAAAUGGAAAUACUCUGCGGUCCUGUCCUUCCUCGACCCAUUUGUUACCCCAAGGAAAACCACCAGCAAUAUGGUGUCGGGGGUCGAGGAAGACAGGACCUCAGAGUAUGGAGGUGAAGCACAGGGAGCAGACGAUGAACAUGAGUUUUCAGAGGGCAGUGAGGCAGAGGAACACCAUGAUGCCACUGCUGAUGCCCCUGAUGCCCCUCCUGCUGUCUCUGCUGCUGUCCCUGCUGCUGUCCCUACUGAUGCCCCUGCAGGACCUAGUGGUGUAGGCAGAGCACCAAGGGGAAGAAAAAGGCCCAGGAAUCUAGACAACGAAAAGGAGGUGCAUGAACGCCUCCUUGAGGCCCUGACAAUGCGGGGGUCCGGUGCUCUGCCUGCCGCCCCACUCUCAGAGGAUGAGCAUUUCCUCCAAAGCCUGCUUCCUUCCCUUCAAAGACUGCCAACGCAGCAGAAGAACUUCGUGAAGUUCAAAAUUCAUAGAUCAAUUUAUGAAGCAAGCACAGUUGUGCUAAAUUUGGAAUUUGAAUAG